AUGGCAGUGACGCGUAGUGAAAAGGAAGAAGCGGAAGGCGAGGUGGGGAUUGUUGCAUAUGUCGAGGAGGAUUUGGGAGCAUUCAAAGAUGAAGCAAAGGAAUCUAAUAAUGAGAUUUUGUUGGAGAUUGCUACAGAACUUUUUAACAAGUACCAUCAUAAUCCAAUCUUCCUAGACGUAGUAGCUGCUCUUUUUUCGUCAAAAAAAACAGCAAAGGAAUGGGAAUCUUGUCGUGACAAAGUGUUGGAAACUUUGGGAGAUGCAUCAAAAACCAAUCCAUUUUACUUGAAACUUAGCAACUAUGAACAAUUACCCUCAAACAUUCAGAUGUGUGCGCGGUUUUGUUCGUUAUUUUCGAAGGAUUAUACGUUCAAUAAGACCGAUUUGAUACACUUGUGGGCUUCUCAACAAGAGGACUUAUUAAGUACAGCAGCAACAAAGUCGGUUGGGGAUGAAUAUUUUGAGGAAUUACUGAAAGAAGGGUAUUUCUUUGAAAUCAUUCAAGAGGGUACUGGUGACAUACUUGGCUAUAAGAUGCACUAUUUAGUGAAUGAGUUCCUAAAGGAAAUAGCAAAACCCGAGUUUUGUUUAGUCGAUGAGUCUAUUGGGGAAAUCAAUGCUGGUAGUAUUUUGAAUUUAAGUUUUAUUGUCGACUCUUCAUGGAAAGCACCAUCAUGGAUGCUUAAUGCUAAGAAUUUGAAGUCUCUUCUUUUCUUGCCAAGAAAAAACUAUGAAGAUUUUGUAGAAGUUUUAAAAUUGGACGAAAUCUUUACAAGUUUAACAUGCUUACGAGCAUUGGAUUUGGUUGCAAUGAAUUGCGAAACACUUCCAAGUUCUUUGGUAAAACUGAAGGAUUUAAGGUACCUUAGACUCGGCAUCUCCCUUGGAAGGCUUUCUGAGAGUGUCACAAGGUUGGAAAAUUUGAAGAUAUUGGACCUUCGACACUCUAGUAUAAUGGUUUUGCCAAGUGACUUUCACAUAAAUUUAAAGCAUCUAAGGCACUUGUAUGUUGGAAGUAGAUUGAUUGAUAUGCCAUCGGAAAUUUCGGAACUUAAGUCUCUCAACACAUUAGAUGAGUUUAUAGUCGGGAAAAAUAAUGGGUUAGAUACACUAGGUUGCUUGAAGCUUGUUGGGAAGCUAACAGUUCGUUUUGAAAAGAAAAAUAAGCAUCAUGAAGUAUUAAAGGAUAACAACUCAAUAACUGACUUGUCAUUGAUUUGGUCGCCUUCAUAUGGAGGACAAACCACAGGUGAUAAUAGGCAUCAUUUCUUGCAGCCGCCUACUAGUCUUGAGAGCCUAGCAAUUCGCGGUUGGAAGGAAGAAAGGUUCAGUAAUUUCCCUAUACUCGAGAAGCUUGUUUCUUUGUGUAUUGAAGACUGCAACAAUUGCAAAAAUCUACCAAAUUUGAGUGGGUUGCCUUAUCUGAGGUCUCUUCAACUUUGGGACCUUAAGGCGUUGGAGUACGUAGAGAAUGGUGAUGAUAAUAAUGAACACGAUGCUUCUGCUUCAUACUUCCCAUACUUGAAGUAUCUAACGUUGGCUAAUUUACAAGAGCUCAAGGGCUGGUCGAGUCGAAAGAAGGAAAAAGAAAUCAGUUUGAAUUGUCUUCAACUUAGAAUAAAAGGUUGCCCAAAGAUGAUGUCAAUGCCCCAAGUUCCAAAUCUUGAGUCCCUCGAAGCACAUAACAUCCACAAGACAUUGCUGAAAUUUCUCUCAACAUAUUCGUCGUCGUCGCCACCGCAACCCAUUACCAAAGUGCAGAAUCUGGAAAUUGUCUCAGUUGUUGAACUUGAUUCGACUAUCUCAUUCAUGGAAAUCAAGGGUUGUGAAAAGUUGAACUUGGGGGAUGACAACAUGGUAAAAGUAUGGGAAGGUCUCAAGAGUCUCCAAACCUUGAAACUCAUAGGUAUCUCCAACCUGGCGUCCCUCGAAAACAGCCUUAUGGCCCUUGAAAAACUUGAGGUACUCUCUCUCCAUUCAUUUUAUGAACUGAAAACCCUCCCGGAGUGGAUUGGGAAACUCACCAAGCUUCAACGCCUCGCCAUUCGAAAUUUUCCUUACUUAAUUGCACUUCCUGAAUCACUUGGUGACCUAUCUGCUUUAGAAGAGUUUCAAAUUCAAUGUUGCCCACUACUCAAACAAAUUCCCGAUUCUGUUACUCGCCUAAACUCUUUACAGCUUAAGAUUUAA
Messenger RNA from Chenopodium quinoa (quinoa), 2190 nucleotides. Its product is annotated as putative disease resistance protein RGA4. Lineage: Eukaryota; Viridiplantae; Streptophyta; Magnoliopsida; Caryophyllales; Amaranthaceae. The transcript is spliced from 3 exons. The record is from RefSeq and is a predicted model, not a curated record. The coding region runs from base 1 to 2190 and encodes 729 amino acids.